AUGGUCCUGGUAGAACAAGUCGUCCUUGUCUCUUCCAUCCUGGUCACAUUUGGAGUUUGCCUCGCCGCCACCAAGUUUACGGCCAAAUACGUCUUCCCCGACUUUGAACCGCUGCAGUUCUACGACGCCGCCACCAACCCAAUGGAGAUCAACGUCGUUGUUGCUUUCAUCGUGGGCCUUGUGCUCUCGGUGGGAGCGCUGCUCUACUUUGACUCGCAGAAGCUCAAGCCGGUGCUCAACCCCACCCAGUGGCAGCAGUACCGUCUGAUGGAGAAGCAGACGCUCUCGCCCAACACGGCGCUCUACCGCUUCAAGCUGCCGCGCCAGAACAACAUCCUCGGCCUCCCCAUCGGACAGCACAUCUCCAUCCAGGCCAACAUCAACGGCAAGAACGUCAUGCGCUCCUACACCCCGACGUCGUCCGACGAUGACCUCGGAUUCUUCGACCUCGUCGUCAAGUCGUACGAGCAGGGUAACAUCUCCAAGUACAUCGGCUCCAUGAAGAUCGGCGAUCUCAUCUCGGUCAAGGGCCCCAAGGGUCAGAUGCAGUACACGCCUGGCCUGUCUCGCCACCUCGGUAUGAUCGCCGGCGGCACUGGACUCACGCCCUGCCUGCAGAUCAUCCGUGCUGUCCUCAAGAACCCUAGCGACAAGACGCAGAUUGACUUUAUCUACGCCAACGUCAAGGAGGAGGACAUCCUGCUCAAGCAGGAGCUCGACGAGCUUGCUGCCAAGCACAAGGACCAGUUCCGCAUGCACUACUUCCUCAACGAGGCGCCCGCCGGCUGGAAGGGCGGUGUGGGCUUUGUCACCAAGGAGGCUAUUGAGAAGAACAUGCCCAAGCCUGCCGACGACAUCAAGAUCCUCAUGUGCGGCCCGCCGCCCAUGAUCAACGCCAUGAAGAAGCACCUGGACGAGCUCGGAUACGAGGCUCCUCGUACCGUCAGCAAGCUCCAUGACCAGGUGUUCUGCUUCUAA
This is a messenger RNA of Moesziomyces antarcticus, 978 nucleotides long. RefSeq names its product ferredoxin reductase-like C-terminal NADP-linked domain-containing protein. The record is from RefSeq and is a predicted model, not a curated record. The transcript has a single exon. The coding region runs from base 1 to 978 and encodes 325 amino acids. Gene Ontology annotation, molecular function: oxidoreductase activity. NCBI's taxonomy places the organism in Eukaryota, Fungi, Basidiomycota, Ustilaginomycetes, Ustilaginales, Ustilaginaceae.